Aspergillus clavatus NRRL 1 is the source of this 987-nucleotide messenger RNA. RefSeq names its product putative mRNA decapping hydrolase. The transcript is spliced from 3 exons. Gene Ontology annotation, biological process: deadenylation-dependent decapping of nuclear-transcribed mRNA. Gene Ontology annotation, cellular component: P-body; nucleus. Gene Ontology annotation, molecular function: hydrolase activity; RNA 7-methylguanosine cap binding. NCBI's taxonomy places the organism in Eukaryota, Fungi, Ascomycota, Eurotiomycetes, Eurotiales, Aspergillaceae. The coding region runs from base 1 to 987 and encodes 328 amino acids. The record is from RefSeq and is a predicted model, not a curated record.
AUGGACGAGCUUAACUGUGAUGAGAAGAUUGCUCCGGAGGCUUUAAUUUCCAAGUUCGAAGUGAGAAGACUCCUCAAGCAAGACCAGAAUGGCCGACGCAUUGCCAUACUUGGAUUGAUUGAUGGCAAGCAAGGCAUCCUCACUGCCGAACGAGCACCAUUCGCGACCGAAUCUCUUGAAGUUCUGACGGCCUUCCACGCUGCAAUCAGCAAGGUCAACAAUCUCGGCGACAAUGACAUAUACAGAUGGUAUCUUGCGUCUUCAGGUACAAGGGAAGACGACCAGCAGUCCUAUGACCUUAAACUGAACCUUAUCUGGCCGUGCACGGAAAAGCAUAUCAAGAAGUACUCGGACCAGGUGUUACGCAUGGUCACUGAGACACCGGAGAUUUACCGCGACUAUGUGCAGCCGUACAUGAGCGUGCAGCGGAAGGAAGGGAGAUUGAACUGGGUGUUCAAUAUACUCGAGGGCCGGACGGAGCAGGAGGAUGUGAUUCUUCGUGAUGCAGGCAAGGGCCCGGAUGAUGGGUUCUUGAUGCUUCCCGAUCUCAACUGGGAUCGAAAGACUAUGGGAUCUUUGCAUCUCCUUGGUCUUCCCCUGCGGCGAGAUAUAUGGAGUUUGCGGGACUUGAAGAAAAAGCACGUUCCCUGGUUACGCUACCUGAGGCAGAGAUUGUUGGAGGGAACGGUGAAGAUGUAUCCGGAGCUGGAGCAAGAUCAGCUUAAGCUUUAUGUGCACUAUCAACCGACAUACUAUCACUUCCAUAUCCACGUGGUCAAUGUCAUGCUUGAGGCAGGUGCUACGCAAGCUACGGGAAAGGCCUUUGGAUUGGAGAAUCUCAUUUCGCAACUGGAGACCAUGUCUGGUGACGACGAUGCAAGUCUAGCGGAUGUUAGUUUGACCUACUAUCUCGGGGAAGCCAGUGAGCUGUGGACAACCAUCUACGAUCCCUUGAAAAGAGGAUUGAAGCCAACGAUUGGCAAAUGA